UGACAACAAAAAAUUGCCGGGAAUCUUUACUUAGAGAGCUGCAACGAUAAGAACUGAGGAGGAAAAUAAGUUAACUACUCUACAAUUUAAUUCAGAAUUUAUUUAAAAGUAAUUAGCAAACCUUUUAAGCGCCAAAAUGGACGAAUAUGACGAACUGUUCGAGAUGGAAGAGCACUUUAAUGAGCAGUACGCCGACGAGUUGGAGGUGUUGGCUGAGAUGGACGAAGAAUCUGCCAAUGCGGCGAAGCGUCUCAAACAGGAUGCUGCUGGUGAGAUCGCAGACAUCGAGCACCUGCUUGAUGAUAGGCCCAUCACUCCUAAAGCAAAGCGGCAGAAGCAGGACGCCGGGGUGGUUAAGCGGCUUUUCGACGCAUCGCAGAAUCUAGAGGUGAAAGGCACGUCGCAGGUUGAUGACAUCACUCCACCGUCUUCUCCUGAGCACUAUGAACCCAGCCAGCCCUCCAGGGCUACCUCCUCUGCACUGGACAUCAGCGGCUUUGCAGAGAUCCCAGAGACACCGAGACGGCCUGCCUCGAUGGCGCAGGCCUCCCUGCGAGCGCUGAGGCGACCUCCUUUGGAAGGGGAUUACAUCAGCGUAACGGAUUCAUCGGGGACCCGAGUCUACCUCAGAAAGAAGGAGGACACAGGAGCUCAGCAGGCAGUGGACUCUAGACUGAUCACAAACUCCUCCGGCGGACUGGGACUGCUGGCGGUUCCGAUUGCAGCACUGAGAGAACAAGAGGCAGAGAGGCGCCACCUGCAGGUAGUUGAGGAAUCCCAGCGUCUCACCGAGCUGCUUAACAGAACUGUGACUGAUGCGUUCACUGAGUCUGAAAGCGCAGAAAACGACGAGAAUGAGGAUCCUGAGAACGGGGAGGGAAAAGCAUCCCGGCUCUGGGUGGACAGGUUUUCUCCAGGCCACUACACGGAGCUGCUGAGUGACGAUUUUACCAACCGCUGCCUGCUGAAGUGGCUGAAGCUUUGGGACACUGUUGUGUUCGGACGGGAGAGGAAGACCCGAACCGCUCGCUCGGACAGACAGACGGCCAAUCAGAACUCAUUCAAGCCCAAUCAAGGCAACCAGACUCAAAACCGCUUCAAGAGUAAGAUUGAGAUGACCGAGGAGAUUCUGGACGCUGAACUGGAUCAGUACAGACGGCCCAAAUUUAAGGUGGCCUUGUUGUCUGGUCCUCCGGGUUUAGGGAAGACCACCCUGGCUCAUGUCAUUGCAAAGCAUGCUGGGUACAAUGUGGUGGAAAUCAAUGCCAGUGACGAUCGAAGCGCGGAGGUUUUCCAGAAACGCAUCGACACCGCAACGCAGAUGAAGUCCGUUUUAGGUGCCAACGAGAGACCAAACUGCCUCAUUAUUGAUGAGAUCGAUGGAGCGCCCGCGGCUGCCAUCAACAUCCUCUUGGCGCUUCUGAGCAGGAAAGAUGGACACGGCGCAGAGACGGCCACUGAUGCUAUGAAGAAGAAAAAGAAGAGGGAACAGAUUCUGCUGCGCCCGAUCAUCUGCAUCUGCAACGACCUUUACACUCCAGCUCUGAGGCCGCUCCGACAGCAGGCCUUUCUCCUGACGUUCCCCCAAACCCAGCCGUCCCGCCUCGCACAGAGACUGUCAGAGAUUUCCAGCCGGCAGGGCCUGAAAGCAGACACAGGAGCUCUGUUGUGUCUGUGCGAGAAGACUGACAACGACAUCCGCUCCUGCAUCAACACCCUUCAGUUUCUUUACGGCCGAGGCCUCAAGCAGCUGGACUCCAAAACCAUCCAGAGCGUCUCUGUGGGGCAGAAGGACCAGAACAAAGGCCUGUUCCAUCUGUGGCAGGAGAUCUUCCAGCUGCCACGAACCAAACGGAAACGUAUUGGUGAGGCCUUUGAGGAGGUACCUGGUUCAGGAAGCGGUGCUCAAAGGUUUCAGCACAUUCUUCAUCUAGCUUCAUCCAGCGGAGAGUAUGAGAAAGUGUCGCAGGGCCUUUAUGAAAACUUUUUGUCCAUGCGGGUGAGGGACCCCAACCUCCAGAGCGUCUGCGAGGCUCUGGACUGGCUGCUGUUCUCAGACCGGUUAAACCAAGAGAUUCUGCGCGGCCAGAAUUUCUCUCUGAUGAAGUACCUGCCCUUCCUCUCCGUCACCUUCCACUUCCUGUUCGCCCACACGACUGUUCCCCGCAUCAGCUAUCCACACGGCCACCACGAGGCGUCCUCUCGACUCCUCAGCAGCAGAAACGCCCUGUCCACCAUGCUGGUGGACAUCCCAGCAGCCAUCAGGACCAGGAUCAGCCAGCUCACCCUGACCCUCGAUGUCCUCACCCUGCUCCUCGACAUCAUCUGUCCGAAGCUUCGGCCUGUGAAUCCACAGCUGUUCAGCAGCAGAGAAAAGGAGCAGAUGCGCGAGCUGAUCAGCACCAUGCUGGCCUACAACCUCUCCUACAGGCAGGACCGCACACCCGAGGGCCAGUACACCUACAUGCUGGAGCCACGAGUGGAGGAGGUGGCGAGGUUUCCGGGUCUGCCGCCGCGCCGCCAGCUGACCUACCAGGCCAAACAGACAAUCAGCAGGGAGAUGGAGCUGGAGAAGAUGAGGAGAGCCGAGCAGCUGAUACUGCAGCGCAACCCGGCUGGGAAGAAAGAAGAAAAGAAGAGUGCUGCUCCCGCCGCCAUCAGGAACCACCAGCAGAGGUUGGAGAACAUCGUCAAACAGACAACGGUGGAGAGCAGGCCCGAGGUGGAUUUUUUUGGCCGCGCUGUCGCCCCCAAACCUCAGAGACCUCAGCCUUCAUCAGACACAGGUGAGGGGUGUGCAGUCCUCUCCAUGGGAACUGCUGUGGGCAACAGCGACGUGUGGUUCCGCUUCAACGAGGGCAUGUCCAACGCCGUCAGGAGGAACGUCUACAUCAGAGAACUACUGUGACCCCGCCCCCCGUUCGUUCAAAUCCAUCCACAACUCCCUUGUUAGUUUAAAACAGUCUUUAUUUGGGUUGAGAGUGUAAAGAGCCAAUAAAAGGGUGUCGACAAACA
Molecule: messenger RNA, 3015 nt
Organism: Oryzias latipes (Japanese medaka)
Lineage: Eukaryota; Metazoa; Chordata; Actinopteri; Beloniformes; Adrianichthyidae
Gene: chtf18
Product: CTF18, chromosome transmission fidelity factor 18 homolog (S. cerevisiae)
Molecular function (GO): ATP binding; ATP hydrolysis activity
Source: RefSeq, a predicted model, not a curated record